CCUGGGGCGAGGUAGGAAGGCGGCGCGGCCUCCCGGCCCCCACCGAGGUCACCGGGGGUGGGGUGGGGGGAUCCCUCAGCGGGUGGCCUGUCCCUUUAAGGAGGCGGCCCUGCCUGGGUGUGCCCCGUCUCCAUGGUUACCCCGGUGCGGGCGGCGGGCGCGGGAGGGAGGCAAGGAAGCCGCUGCUGCUCCCCGACAGACGGAGGAGGCUGCGGGGACCCGGCGCCGAGCGCAGCCCGCCCGGGAACCGACCCGCAAUCCAGGCGCGACCUGCGGAGGGGCGGGGGGUGCCCCGAGCGCCGCGGCCGCGGGGCGCGGGGCCCGGGCUUCGUGGGCGGCGAGGGCGCGAGGGGCCGCGCGCCAUGCUCAGGUCCCCGACGGCGCGCACGGCCGCUCGCGCACCCCCGGCCAGCCGGGCCUGCGAGCCUUGGCCAAGCUCUGCCCUUCGACGGCUGCGCUAGGGGGCGCGGGGCCCGGCGGGGGGCGGCCGAGCGGGGCGCCCUCCCCCGGCGCUGAGCCCCCGGCGCCCCGGAGGGAUGGGGCGGGCGGCAGCCGCCGCCUAAGAUGCCGGCCAUGCGGGGGCUCCUGGCGCCACAGAACACCUUCCUGGACACGAUCGCCACGCGCUUCGACGGCACGCAUAGUAACUUCGUGCUGGGCAACGCCCAGGUGGCGGGGCUCUUCCCGGUGGUCUACUGCUCCGAUGGCUUCUGCGACCUCACGGGCUUCUCCCGGGCUGAGGUCAUGCAGCGAGGCUGUGCCUGCUCCUUCCUCUACGGGCCAGACACCAGCGAGCUCGUCCGUCAGCAGAUCCGCAAGGCUCUGGAUGAGCACAAGGAGUUCAAGGCUGAGCUGAUCCUGUACAGGAAGAGCGGACUUCCAUUCUGGUGCCUCCUGGAUGUGAUACCCAUAAAGAACGAGAAAGGGGAGGUGGCCCUCUUCCUGGUCUCUCACAAGGACAUCAGUGACACCAAGACCCGAGGGGGCCCUGACAACUGGAAGGAGACAGGGGGUGGCCGGCGCCGCUAUGGCCGGGCGGGGUCCAAAGGCUUCAAUGCCAACCGACGGAGGAGCCGGGCUGUGCUCUACCACCUGUCUGGGCACCUGCAGAAACAACCCAAGGGCAAACACAAGCUCAACAAGGGAGUGUUUGGGGAGAAACCAAACUUGCCCGAGUACAAAGUGGCCGCCAUCCGGAAGUCACCUUUCAUCUUGCUGCACUGCGGGGCGCUGAGAGCCACCUGGGACGGCUUCAUCCUGCUCGCCACACUCUACGUGGCUGUCACUGUACCCUACAGCGUGUGUGUGAGCACGGCCCGGGAGCCCAGCACUGCCCGCGGCCCGCCCAGCGUCUGUGACCUGGCCGUGGAAGUGCUCUUCAUCCUUGACAUCGUGCUGAACUUCCGCACCACGUUCGUAUCCAAGUCCGGCCAGGUGGUGUUCGCCCCCAAGUCCAUCUGCCUCCACUACGUCACCACCUGGUUCCUACUGGAUGUCAUCGCUGCGUUGCCCUUCGACCUACUGCACGCCUUCAAGGUCAACGUGUACUUCGGGGCGCACCUGCUGAAGACCGUGCGGCUGCUGCGCCUGCUGCGCCUGCUCCCGCGCCUGGACCGGUACUCGCAGUACAGUGCCGUGGUGCUCACGCUGCUCAUGGCCGCGUUCGCCCUGCUCGCCCACUGGGUGGCCUGCGUCUGGUUCUACAUCGGCCAGCGAGAAAUCGAGAGCAGCGAGUCGGAGCUGCCUGAGAUUGGCUGGCUGCAGGAACUGGCCCGCCGCCUGGAGACGCCCUACUACCUGGUGGGCCGGACCGCAGCAGGCGGGAACAGCUCUGGGCCCGGAGACAACUGUAGCAGCAGCGGCCGCAGCGAAGCCAACGGCACGGGGCUGGAGCUCCUGGGCGGGCCGUCGCUGCGCAGCGCCUACAUCACCUCCCUAUACUUCGCGCUCAGCAGCCUCACCAGCGUGGGCUUUGGCAACGUGUCCGCCAACACUGACACAGAGAAGAUCUUCUCCAUCUGCACCAUGCUGAUCGGCGCCCUGAUGCACGCAGUGGUGUUUGGGAACGUGACAGCCAUCAUCCAACGCAUGUACGCUCGCCGCUUCCUCUACCACAGCCGCACUCGCGACCUGCGAGACUACAUCCGCACGCACCGCAUCCCCAAGCCCCUCAAACAGCGCAUGCUCGAGUGUUUCCAGGCCACCUGGGCGGCGAACAACGGCAUUGACACCGCCGAGCUACUGCAAAGCCUCCCGGAUGAGCUCCGCGCCGACAUCGCCAUGCACCUGCACAAGGAAGUCCUACAGCUGCCGCUGUUCGAGGCUGCAAGCCGCGGCUGCCUGCGGGCUCUGUCGCUGGCCCUGCGGCCGGCCUUCUGCACGCCCGGGGAGUAUCUCAUCCACCAGGGCGACGCCCUCCAAGCUCUCUACUUUGUCUGCUCCGGUUCCAUGGAGGUGCUCAAGGGUGGCACCGUGCUUGCCAUCCUAGGGAAGGGUGAUCUGAUUGGCUGUGAGCUGCCUCGGCGGGAGCAGGUGGUCAAGGCCAAUGCCGACGUGAAGGGGCUGACCUACUGUGUCCUCCAGUGCCUGCAGCUGGCCGGGCUGCACGAGAGCCUUGCACUGUACCCCGAGUUUGCCCCGCGCUUUAGCCGCGGUCUCCGAGGAGAACUCAGCUACAACCUGGGUGCUGGGGGAAGCUCUGCGGAGGUGGACACCAGCUCCUUGAGUGGCGACAACACCCUCAUGUCCACACUGGAGGAGAAGGAGACAGAUGGGGAACAGGGCCCCACAGUCUCGCCAGCCCCCGCCGAUGAGCCCUCCAGUCCCCUGCUGUCCCCUGGCUGCACCUCUUCAUCUUCAGCUGCCAAGCUGUUGUCCCCACGUCGAACUGCACCCCGGCCCCGUCUCGGCGGCAGAGGCCGGCCGAGCCGGGCCGGGGCUUUGAGGGAAGAGGCUGGACCCUCUACUCACCCACGGACCCUAGAGGGACUGCGGCUGCCCCCUGUGCCAUGGAAUGUGCCCCCGGAACUGAGCCCCAGGGUUGUAGAUGGCAUUGAGGAUGGCUGUGGAUCCUCUGACCAGCCCCAGUUCUCCUUCCGCGUGGGGAAGCCUGGCUCGGAAUGUAGCAGCAGGCCCUCCCCAGUACCAGAGAGCGGCCUGCUCACUGUCCCGCUUGGGCCCAGCGAGGCGAGAAAUACAGACACCCUGGACAAGCUUCAGCAGGCGGUGAUGGAGCUGUCCGAGCAGGUGCUGCAGAUGCGGGAGGGGCUGCAGUCGCUGCGCCAGGCAGUGCAGCUCAUGCUGGAGCCCCAUGGGGAGGGCCGGUGCCCAGCCAGCCCCUCAGGGCUCCUGCAGCCCCUGCGAGUGGACACCGACGCCUCCUCCCAAGCCCCGCGGCCCCCAGCUGGCUCAGUCGUGACCGGAACUUGGCCCCACCCACGAGGACCCUCUCCUCUCAUGGCACCCUGGCCCUGGGGGCCCCCAGCAUCUCAGAGCUCCCCCUGGCCUCGAGCCACAGCUUUAUGGGCUUCGACCUCGGACUCGGAGCCCCCCGGCUCGGAGGAACUCUGCUCUGAGCCCAGCACGCCGGCCUCGCCCCCUCCUUCCGAGGAAGCAGCUAGGACUGGGCCCACCGAGGCCACGAGCCAGGCAGAGGCCACCAGCACUGGAGAGCCCCCACCAGGGUCGGGGGGCCUGGCCUUGCCCUGGGACCCCCACAACCUAGAGAUGGUGCUUAUCGGUUGCCACGGCUCCGGCUCAGUGCAGUGGUCACAGGAAGAAGGUACGGGGGUCUGACUGUCGCCUGUGGACUGUGUGCUGCCUGCUGGCUCAGGGCAGGGGCUGGAGAGCGACAGAACGCCCGACCCGGGCCAGGGACCUCCGGACCCCGCCUCCUGGGAACCCUCCCCGGCCUGCUCCGCCCUGGGCCCAGUGGGGGGGUAGGGGCACCCCGAGGGCAGGGAGGGGUGCUGCCACCCCCGCAUGUGCCCCUGCCUCUACCUGCCCCAUUUUUUAUAUUAAAAAUAAUAAUAAAGGAAACUACUUUGGGA
This is a messenger RNA of Oryctolagus cuniculus (rabbit), 4049 nucleotides long. RefSeq names its product potassium voltage-gated channel subfamily H member 3 (gene KCNH3). Gene Ontology annotation, cellular component: plasma membrane. Gene Ontology annotation, molecular function: voltage-gated potassium channel activity. Gene Ontology annotation, biological process: regulation of membrane potential; potassium ion transmembrane transport. The record is from RefSeq and is a predicted model, not a curated record. NCBI's taxonomy places the organism in Eukaryota, Metazoa, Chordata, Mammalia, Lagomorpha, Leporidae.